UCUUUCUUCUUUGGAGGGAAAACGAAAAGACUUUCAAAUCUUCACAAAAAAAAAAAAAUCAAAAAAGUUUGUAAUUAAUUAAAACUAUUUUCGGUUCUUCUACUUCCUUUAAAUUACUGAAUAUAAAUAUUGGGUUUUUGUUUUCUCUCUCUUAAAUUAAUUUUUUGUUCUGGGUUUAUUAAAGAAGCUGAAAUCGAGUUCAGCUAACAUCCGAGGUUGGUUUCUGACUGAAGUGUGGUAAAUAAUAAGGUCCAAAGCAUUUUAACUUUGGCAAUGCAGACCAAGAAGAGAGUUUCUUCUAAAAGUUCGGCUCGAGAGCCUAACAACACAAGAACACUGAGAUCUCAGAAGAAGGUAUCUGAUAAUGUUCGAGUUGUUGAGAAGAAAGGUGCAGAUUUUAUCACCUCAUCUGCUAGAAAAUCAAACUAUGGUAGGUCUGUAGCUAAAGAAAAUUUAGAUUCCGCUACUGUAAGCUUGACCUCAACAUACAACUUAAUGCAAGAUGAUGCCUGCAAUGUAUCUUUGGUUUCAGAUGUAGUUAGUAAUGGUUCUACAGACCUCAAGGAAUGGAAUGAGGAGAGUGCUCAUUGUGAUUCGGGUAUUAUCUUUUCACCAUCAUUUCACUUAUCAAAAAGUGCCGGGGAGGAUAUUUCGGAAACAGACACAAAAGAGGCCUGCAUGUCUUCAGAAGUCUCAGCGAUUUACCUUGCUAUGAAGAAUUCAAAACUGGAAUGCUUGGACGAGUUUGGACAAGAUUCUGUGGAGGAGGACGAGGAAUAUUAUGAGGAAUUCGAUGAUUUUGAUCCGUACUUCUUUAUAAAAAAUUUACCCGAAUUGUCAACAGUUGUUCCAACAUUUCGCCAGAUGCUGCUACCUAAACAAACCCGUAGAUGCCCCCCAAACACUCUCGUCUUGGACCUUGAUGAGACAUUAGUCCAUUCCAGUCUUGAACCUUGUGGUGAUGCAGACUUCACAUUUACUGUCAACUUCAAUGAGAGGGACCAUACUGUAUAUGUCCGAUGUCGUCCCUACCUUCAAGAUUUUAUGGAAAGGGUUGCCGGUCUUUUUGAGAUAAUUAUUUUUACCGCCAGCCAAAGUAUUUAUGCUGAACAGCUUCUCAAUGUGUUGGAUCCAAAGAGGAGGGUGUUUCGUCAUCGUGUAUUUCGUGAAUCAUGUGUUUAUGUGGAGGGAAACUACUUAAAAGAUUUAUCUGUUCUUGGUCGUGAUUUAUCACGUGUUAUAAUAAUCGACAAUUCCCCGCAGGCAUUUGGGUUUCAAGUCGACAACGGAAUUCCCGUUGAGAGUUGGUUUGAUGACCGUUCAGAUCAAGAACUACUGCACUUAAUUCCAUUUCUCGAGAGCUUGGCUAGGGUGGAAGAUGUUCGGCCAUUGAUUGCCCAAAAAUUCAAUCUGAGACAUAAAGUAGCUGCAGCUGUUUAUCCAUCUUCAAACUCAAAUAGAGGGGAUCCAUUCGAAAGGGAAUAUUAUAGAUCUUUCUCCCCUUUUCUUUCCACAAUACAAAAAUAUAAUAAUCAUAAUACCCCCAAACCAUCAAUUUUAAGAUUCCUCAAUCCAUCCUUACAUCAUUUGCUUCAAGAAACUUCUGGUCAUUUCGAUAUUGCCAAGAUGGAAAAGAGUGAUGAAAUGAAGAACAAUAAGCAACAAGAAUUGAAACAUCUGGGUUUUGUGAGAGCUGCUGCAAUCAACACAAUCGUGUGGUUGACAAAUCUUUAUGAUUAUGCUAAGAUUAAUUCUGGACCGUUGAGAUCAGCUGUUGGUACUGUUGAAGGUGCUGUUACUACUGUGGUCACUCCUGUAUACAAUAAAUUCAAGGAUGUUCCUGAUCAUCUCCUUGCUUUUCUUGAUGAAAAGGUUGAUGUAGCUAGUGCCAAAUUUGAUGAGCAUGCACCUCCAUUGGCUAAGCAGGUGGUAACCCAAGUCCACUUUGUGAUCGAUCAAACAACCCAACUAGCCAAAGAGGUGGUUCACCAAGCCCAAGUUGGCGGCCCUCUAGCAGCAGCCCAAUAUGCUGCCAAUGAAUCGAAGGAGUUGGUUCUUUAUCAAUCAGUGAAAAUCUGGUCAAAACUUGACAAGUUCCCACCCAUUCACAUGGUAGCCGAGAUGACAGUUCCAACAGCUGCACAUUGGUCUGAAAAAUACAACAAAACGAUCUCAGAAUUAAGAGGGAAAGGGUACGAUGUAUUUAGCUAUGUUCCAUUGAUACCAAUUGAUGAGAUCUCCAAGGCUUUUAAGCAGUCCAACGGUGGAAAUGAAGGUGAAGUUGAUCCCUCAGCUCGUGAAGUGGCCGCAUCACAAUGAGAUCUAUGUAGUCUAAUUUUCUAUGUUCCUCAUUUGGUUUUAGCUUGCUAGAAUUAUGUACUGCUAGUUGUGGAACUCUUACGUGAGCAAACGUUGGAAGCCUUGGAAAUAUUGUGUACAUGACGAUUAGACAUGCAUCGGUAAACUGAAUCAUGCAUUUCUUCUGCAAAAAUUUUUCUAUGCAUAUAGAUUCACGUAAGAAAAUACCUUAUCUGGGCACCA
Chenopodium quinoa (quinoa) is the source of this 2541-nucleotide messenger RNA. RefSeq lists its product as uncharacterized. The transcript has 10 exons. Lineage: Eukaryota; Viridiplantae; Streptophyta; Magnoliopsida; Caryophyllales; Amaranthaceae. Gene Ontology annotation, molecular function: phosphatase activity. The coding region runs from base 274 to 2319 and encodes 681 amino acids. The record is from RefSeq and is a predicted model, not a curated record.